CCCUUUGCGUCUCCAUCUCUCUCUCUCUCUCUCUCUCUUCCUCCUAAGAACCAGUCAAAAAAUUGAUUGUAACCUCCUCGUCCUUCUCUCUUUGACUCCUCUUUGAAUUUCUAGUCACCGAUUUAGGGCUUCCGAGCUUUUCUCGCCACUUCCUUCUUCUCUCGGUUUCCUUUUCCGUCUCCAGUUUUUCGAAAUUUGAAUUCCCUUUCCUUAUUAGAUUUCGAAAUCAUCAUGAUCUCUGCUUCGAUCAGAUCUUAAAAUAUCUAUAUAAUAAUUAUCUUCCUAGAUAGCUAUAUAGAUAUAUUUUCUGCUGGAUCGGCUUAGGGUUUAUAAUCAUGGUGGGAACUCAAUCUCUUAAAAGCUAUGGAAUCACGAAGCCGCUCUCUGUUUCUGGUCCUUCCGCGGCUGAUUUGAAGCGUAAUUUGGAGCUGGAGAAGUUUCUGGUUGAUGAGGGGCUGUACGAGAGCAAGGAGGAAACCAUGCGGAGAGAGGAAGUUCUUGGACGCAUUGAUCAGAUUGUAAAAGACUGGGUGAAAGAGUUAACUCACCAGAGGGGAUAUUCAGAUCAGAUGAUGGAGGACGCUAACGCUCUCAUUUUCACUUUUGGAUCUUACCGUCUUGGAGUGCACGGACCUGGGGCUGAUAUUGAUACUUUAUGUGUUGGCCCAUCUUAUGUCAACCGAGAGGAGGAUUUCUUCAUCAUCUUGCGUGAUAUAUUGGCUGAGAUGGAGGAAGUGACUGACCUUCAACCUGUUACCGAUGCCCAUGUCCCUGUCAUGAAAUUUAAGUUCCAAGGAAUAUCUAUUGAUCUUUUGUAUGCUAGCAUCUCACUUCUUGUUGUGCCACAGGAUCUGGAUAUCUCCAACUCUUCUGUGCUUUCUGAUGUUGAUGAGCAAACUGUCCGCAGUCUCAAUGGUUGCAGGGUUGCUGAUCAGAUUCUUAAACUCGUUCCAAAUUUCGAGCACUUCCGGACAACAUUAAGAUGCAUGAAGUACUGGGCUAAGAGGCGUGGGGUCUAUUCAAAUGUUACUGGAUUUCUUGGUGGCGUAAACUGGGCGCUUCUGGUUGCACGCCUGUGCCAGCUUUAUCCAAAUGCUAUUCCCAGUAUGUUGGUUUCUCGAUUCUUUAGAGUGUAUACACAAUGGCGUUGGCCGAAUCCAGUCAUGCUCUGUGCAAUAGAAGAGGAUGAGCUUGGGAUUCCUGUCUGGGAUCCGCGAAAGUAUCACCGUGACCGCUAUCAUCUUAUGCCAAUAAUAACUCCUGCUUACCCAUGCAUGAAUUCUAGUUACAAUGUCUCUCAAAGCACUCUUCGUGUUAUGAUGGAGCAAUUCCAGUAUGGUAACAAGAUCUGUCAGGAGAUUGAGUUAAACAAACAACACUGGAGUUCCUUAUUUGAGCAAUAUAUGUUCUUCGAGGCAUAUAAAAACUACCUUCAGGUUGAUGUACUAGCAGCAGAUGCAGAAGAUUUAUUGGCUUGGAAGGGUUGGGUGGAGUCAAGGUUCCGGCAGCUGACCUUGAAGAUAGAACGAGACACAAAUGGGAUGUUAAUGUGCCAUCCUCAACCAAAUGAGUACGUGGACACUUCCAAGCAGUUUCGGCAUUGUGCUUUUUUCAUGGGCUUGCAAAGGGCAGAAGGAUAUGGUGGCCAAGAGUGUCAACAGUUUGAUAUACGUGGAACUGUGGAUGAGUUCAGGCAAGACGUAAACAUGUAUAUGUUUUGGAGACCUGGGAUGGACGUAUUUGUUUCUCAUGUUCGUAGACGGCAGCUCCCUCCUUUUGUUUUUCCAAACGGAUACAAAAGGUUUCGGCAACCCAAGCUCCAGAAUCAACAAGGCGGAGAACCUGGUGAGCCGGUUGAAUCUUUGUCCGCCAAUGUUGAGAGACAUGCCAAGAGAAAAAACGACAAUGAAUUGAUGGAUACAAGGCCAGAGAAACCUGAGAAGCGUGCAUCUGUUAGUCCACCUAGUGUAGAUGUAGUUUCUCCUGAAAGUAGUGCUAUCACAACUGGUGGGACUCCCCCGAUUGGCAUUGUUUCAGGUCCUAGAGCCGAAUGCUUAGUAACUAGUGAUAUUGGUUGCUCCAUCCCUAAUGAUCUUAACUCUGGUAGCAAGCAAAACGUAGAAGUGGAUAAUAGGUCUCUAGUUCAAGGCUGUCGUGACCUGGCUGAGCCUGUAGGAAAGGAUGCGAGACCUGAUCCUAGUGUUGUGGUAACAUGUGAAGGUGGGCAGAAUAAAGAAAAAGGUCGUGUUGUGGACUCUGAAUCUAUCAAUGACACUGACAAGCAACGUCUUCCAAGGAGACCAAAUCUGAAAGAGGAUGUUGAUAGAGUUGAGAGGGAAUCCAUGUUAGGAGAAAUUGCUGAUGGUGUUUUGCAGAAUGGAUUAUGUAGGCGGAGCCUUGAUCAUGAGGGUUUUUUGGCUGCUGCAAGUUUGGAUUCAUCUGGGGAACAUAGAAACUUGCAUUCAGAUGGAUUGUUGAAAAGUGGUUUGUCAGAAGAACUUCAGACAAAUAAUUUACUCAUGGGGAUGGGGAGGCCGGAAGACGGAGCUAGGUCAGAAUCAUUGCAGAAUUCACUGAUGAGCAGCAACAGGUUGGGCUUGAAGUCGAUAGUGUGAGGGUCUCAGCAAUCGUAAUGAGAGCCUGCAAAUAAAGAAAAGGAUAAAGACCAAAAAACAAAAAUAAAUAAAUAAGAAGAAUCAGAGCAACUAACUGUUGCUUUGGUGGACUACAGCUUCCAGAAUUCGACACUCAUUGGUAAGCACACCUAAUUUUGAAAAAAGAAAAGCUUAAAAAGGAGGAAAAAAAGAUUUCAAAAAACCAAAAAGAUGGAAGGAUAAAAAAAAGGAAAAAAAAAAAGAGAACUUUCAAAUGAUUUUGUUUGUUUGGUGGGAUAUGGGGCGAGUAUCCAAACGCUGGGGUGAGCGAGCUUGAAUAACUGUGGUUGGGACGUAAAGGCCAUGCCUUGUUCAGUGCUCCGGAAGGAAGUUGGGAGAGUUAGGUGUGAAGCUUGGUGCUGGUUCAUUGCAUUUUGUCUGAGAAUUGCAAAUUGCAGAGAAGAGAAUCAGUGAGGUCGCCAUGAAAGAAGGCAAGUGAGGUGUAUCUGUUUGCCUUUUUGCAGGGUAUUUCAGAUUCUUCUAUUAUGUAUUUUUUGUAAGCUUUCAGAGUGAAAUCUUUCAAUGUUAUAUGAUUUUCGGCAUGAAAACCGUCUGUUGCUACUCGCUUCUUUCAUGAUAGGCACAUUCAUGACGCUGGCACUGUGA
Brassica napus (rape) is the source of this 3260-nucleotide messenger RNA. RefSeq names its product nuclear poly(A) polymerase 2-like. Gene Ontology annotation, cellular component: nucleus. Lineage: Eukaryota; Viridiplantae; Streptophyta; Magnoliopsida; Brassicales; Brassicaceae. The record is from RefSeq and is a predicted model, not a curated record. The coding region runs from base 336 to 2615 and encodes 759 amino acids. The transcript is spliced from 13 exons. Gene Ontology annotation, molecular function: poly(A) RNA polymerase activity; RNA binding.